AUGCAGCAGCAGCAGCAGCAGCAGCAGCAGCAGCAGCAGCAGCAGCAGCAGCAGCAGCAGCAGCAGCAGCAGCAGCAGCAGCAGCAGCAGCAGCAGCAGCAGCAGCGAGGAGGAACGACGCAAACUCCCAAGUCACGGAUCAUUUGCCGGAACUCAACCAAAUAUUUAAGUCUGACGAAGCAGAUAUUCUUGCUAGAGACAACAACGCCGUGAGUCACGAAGUGCUCUAGACAUGGUUUUCCAGUCCUCAGCCAAUCAGCAAGCGCCACGACCUCACCGUUCCAUAUGUGGUUCUGAGACUUUGCCUAGACAAAGUUGUUGACCACACGGAAAGCACGCAGACGACCAUUGUUUCUGGUGUUGACUCCGGCGAGCCAAAUUGCCCAAGAGUCCGCACGGAUGACGAAAUCUGGCAGUCAGCAACUCGACUGCGUGCGAUGAGCGUGGGAGCCGAUAAGCUUGACCGGCACAGCAACCGCAUGGCAACAGCAUACAUCAACAUCUGGCCAGUCGAGCCAUGA
Molecule: messenger RNA, 521 nt
Organism: Spirometra erinaceieuropaei
Lineage: Eukaryota; Metazoa; Platyhelminthes; Cestoda; Diphyllobothriidea; Diphyllobothriidae
Source: the annotation of a GenBank genome assembly